AGUGAGUAAUAGUUAUUACUUUUUAGUUAUAGUUACCACUGGCCAGUGGUGGGUGCUAUACUACCGUGACACUGCUACUGAUCUCAGUGGAUCUCAACCACGUCCCACAAUAAUUUAUUGCGGACAACACUUUUGACGAUUAAAUAUUAUCAUGUCGGAGUCGGGUUCUGUGAUAUUAUUACGUUCGGGGAACGUCGCUAAUAAUCUCCAGACACUCUGGGCGUGUGCCAUUAUAUUGUCCACGGCCGUACACAAAGCAUAAAUUUAAUUUCACAACUGUAAACAAAAGAAACGCAAGUCUCACACGUCGUUUGAUUGCUUCUGGUAUGCAAUACAGCAGUCACUGUUAUUUGACUAGUGUAGAUCGAACGUAAACAUGCCUGUGGCAAUGAAUCGAAGACGCGUGAGCAAUUUCACAUACGUCAGUCCAUGCGUCAAGUACAUGAUAUUUUUGCUGAACUUCCUGUUUUGGUUGUUUGGCGGUUUGUUGGUGGCAGCCGGUACAUUUGCGUUUUACGAAAAAUGGAAUACUAUGGGUUCCAUCAAGUUGAACACAUUCUCCGACGUCAUACUUAAUAUAUCACUAGUUCUGAUUAUAGCUGGGCAGAUCAUAUUCAUUGUUAGUUUUGCCGGAUGUAUUGGUGCUCUACGUGAAAAUACUACACUUCUUAAAUUUUUACCUUUCAAAAAUAUUGCUGCUCAGAUUAAAAAUUUAUUUGUCAGUAAUCUAAAAGUUGUACAGACACCAAAUUAUAGUAAAAAAUAUACUGAUAAAUCAAAGAAGUCAAAACCCAAGAAUAAUGAUGAAGUUAUUUUUAAACAACUUGAUUGUUAUGACGAAUUACUUAAUAUCCAAAACAAAUAUCCAACAUACACCAAUAGUUUAAAACCAAUGAAUGACAGUCAACUGAAUUUUUAUGAAAAAUAUGUUUUUAUUGAUAGAAAUCAAAUAUUUAAUCUAAUGUAUAGUACCAUAGAACAAGCAAACAAUAGUGCUUGGAGAUUAUAUAGGCAAACAAGACUCUCUGCAAGUUCUAAAGCUCACCAGAUACAUACAAGACGUAAUAGAAAUGAGGACUUAGCUGAACGUUUUGUAAAAGAUAAAAAAAUUUUUGGAAAAGGUUUAAAAUAUGUAGAAUAUGGGACUAGAAUGGAAGAUUUUGCUUUUAAAAAGUAUUCACUUGUGCAUAAUGUGCAUGUUAUAAAGUGUGGCCUAGUAAUACAUCAAAAACAACCUUGGAUUUGUGCAAGUCCAGAUGGUUUAGUUAUUCAUAACAAUAAAGUAAUUAAGUUGUUGGAAAUAAAGUGUCCUUACACUUGCAAAGAUACCUUAUUGAUUGAUGAAGAUAAUGGAAACCUUAGAGUUCCAUACUUGAAAUACAAUAAAGAAAAUAAUACUAUUGAUUUAAAACAAAAUCACAACUAUUUUACACAGUGUCAAAUUCAAAUGUACUGUACUGGGAUGGAGGAAUGUGAUUUAUUUGUUUGCACAAAAGCUGAUUGCAUAACUGUUUCUAUUAAGAGAGACAAUUUAUUUCUUGAAAAAUUAGUCAGGAAAAUGGAAUUUUUUUAUUUCAAUUACUACCUUCCUGAAAUAACAAAAGUUAAUUCUUAAUUUUUAACUUAUUUUUUUAACCUUUUAGCAAAUACAAGAUGUUUUA
Molecule: messenger RNA, 1661 nt
Organism: Rhopalosiphum maidis (corn leaf aphid)
Lineage: Eukaryota; Metazoa; Arthropoda; Insecta; Hemiptera; Aphididae
Product: tetraspanin-33-like
Exons: 4
Coding region: 377-1615 (412 amino acids)
Biological process (GO): protein localization to plasma membrane; protein maturation
Cellular component (GO): membrane
Source: RefSeq, a predicted model, not a curated record